GCUGCCGGGAACCACACAGACCCUAUGGUCACCGAGGCCUACCAGCUAGCCCGAGACUAUAUAGCCUACGUAACAGGCCGAAGCAAAGGGCCUCCGUCCUCCGCAGCCGCCCUCGCCCUACGCCACGCAGGGGACGAGCUUCUGGAAAGGUUCCCCAUCUUCUUCAAACGCUGGCCCAGGGUGUUCCAAGGGUUAACAGAAGACAGGGCCUGCGACUUCCUGAUAGAGACCAUAGACGAGAACGUCCAGGGGUACAGGGACCGACAGAUGAGACACCCGGGGUACCCCGCCGACAUCCCCUGGAGCACCGUGCUGUCCAUAUACGUCCUGGCCGGGCAGAUGGCCAUAUACUGCCAGGAGCAUGGCAUGGACAGUGUGAUGGACCCCCUAACCGAGAGGGUGGGUGCCUACGUAGAGGAACAUAUCUGCCCCGUCCUUCAAGAGAAGGGUGGAUGGGUCGGUUUUGUGGAACAUUAUGGAAAGAGGGAUGACUUAGAGAAGAAGACGCUGCGUGUCUGCUGUGCCGUUGUUGCAGUCUGCUCAGCUCUGCUGCUCACUCACUUCUUAUGGAGGAGAAAACUGUCUUCCCUUUGAUUUUCUCUGCACACAUUGACAGUCCUGGAUUGUGCUGCCUGAGCCAAGACGAGCAGCUUUCACAGAGAGAAUAGGGAGUGGGGGGGAUCUGGAGCUGCUGAUGUCACUACCGCCUCCUGACCCCUUGGCCUCUAUCAUUACCACAAUAUCAAAAUCUACAAAUAUUUGACUUUGUUGUCCUCACCUUUGCCCCCCACCAUGCUGUGAACUGUCCGGCUUGUUACACCCAAAUGCAAAAAACACACCCCUUUUAUACAAGUCCCACCUACCAUAUGGUCACAACCUAAAUCGGGAGAACAGAACAUCUGAUAUAGAUAUUGACUGUAUAUAUAUAUAUCUAUAUAUAACAAGUGUAAUAAAGGGUUACAAGUU
This is a messenger RNA of Bufo bufo (common toad), 966 nucleotides long. RefSeq names its product bcl-2-like protein 1. The coding region runs from base 25 to 594 and encodes 189 amino acids. NCBI's taxonomy places the organism in Eukaryota, Metazoa, Chordata, Amphibia, Anura, Bufonidae. Gene Ontology annotation, molecular function: protein heterodimerization activity; protein homodimerization activity. Gene Ontology annotation, cellular component: mitochondrial outer membrane. The record is from RefSeq and is a predicted model, not a curated record. The transcript has 2 exons. Gene Ontology annotation, biological process: extrinsic apoptotic signaling pathway in absence of ligand; regulation of apoptotic process; intrinsic apoptotic signaling pathway in response to DNA damage.